Messenger RNA from Babesia ovata, 4173 nucleotides. RefSeq names its product mitotic cohesin complex, putative. The record is from RefSeq and is a predicted model, not a curated record. NCBI's taxonomy places the organism in Eukaryota, Apicomplexa, Aconoidasida, Piroplasmida, Babesiidae. Bases 1 to 4173 code for a protein of 1390 amino acids. The transcript has a single exon.
AUGGCGGGUACUCGUACAUAUACGGUUGCCCGGCCGACGGAGAUCACCAUCAGCGCGAGCUCCGACGACGACUCUAAUGACGAAGACUACUCCGACACCGCCGUUUCGCGCCGUCGUCGCGUUCGUCCGGUACAACAGACGCGUGUGACAGAGAUGAAUACCGAUAUUCCUGUGACUUCGCGACUUUUCGAGAUUGUAAUACUUCGUAAACAUGCCAAACUCUCCACGUGUCUUCAGCGGCUGCUGCUCACGUUGAGCUCAGCCGAACGCCAGCUUGCAAUCGCCGACAUUCUGAGCUUUAUCUGCGAGUGCGCCGGUUUCAAGCACUCGUCCAUUACCUCCGAGGUUGUGGAGGCUCAUGACGUUCCCGCUAAGGUUACCGGUAGGGGGGCCCGCAGGAAGUCGCAUGUUAACGGCAAAGAAUCUGACAAACGUCGUAAAGAACGCACUUCCAUUUUUAUGGAUAUUGCGUCUCCUGACGGAUUUGUGGAUAGUGAUGAUUCGGCGAGAGGUCUCAACGGAUCCCAUCAGACCAUUCUCGCCACCCCUGUGAGAACGCGGCGUAAUGCCCAGGCAGUUGGCGCUUCCCCGAUUUGUGACCCUGAUAACGCUAAAGCCGCUAGUAGUUCAACACACGACGCAAUGAACGGUACGGAUCCGUGCGAAACAGUCGGUUUUGACCAAGAAAAAGACCUGAAGUUGACAUACGACAACUUUAGUUGGUGGAGUUUCAGGAACAUGUUUGCAUCGCUGCCAACCGACGCGAAUUACUCGGAUAUUGUACAGCACUGCUCCACACCGUGCCAUUCGCCUGUUAGUGAGCCCGAUGGUCUCUUUUUCCCCAAGAUCAACGACCUGUUUUGCGACAGGCGUUCCACGUGCAUCUCAAGCAAGUUCUAUCAGCUCUGCGUGGAGCGCGUGGUGCCACUAACAACAGCUCUGGAAGCCCAGGAUGGUUGGACCAUUGGCUUCGGAAAACACAACGGGGCAUACAUGCUUUUUAAGGAGUUUUUCCAGCAGCUGGUUCUGGAGGCCGAGGCCGUAUCUGUGGGUGAGCUGCUGCACGCGUUGCAAUGGAUCUGCGCACUCAGCAUGAUAGGUUUCCGCGCCGUGCGCCAGUUCGCGGUAAUAGCGUGCAACGAUGUGGUAAGCAGCCUGCUCGUUAAGCUGAACUCGUUGGCAAAGAACGAGCGAGUCUUCGCCAGGCAGCUGCAGGUUGAGAUAGAGAUGGACCAGCGGACGCACGAACGUGUACACGGGCCGGACUCUCGUGUGACACUUACGGUCAGCAAGUCAAGUUUGGAACUCUACAAAAAGCUGCUGUUGGCGCAACGUGGUCAGAAGGCGAUUAUGAGCUUCCUCAAGUGCCUGUACAAUGUGAACUUCGCAUCAAAGCUGCAAGAUGUCCUGGUUGAUAUACGUGUCGCUGCUGCCUUCUCGAUUGGAAACCACGUGCUGCUGAAUCCCCAGAUUUUUUCGAGUCCUGCAUACGUCGAUUUUGCCUACAGGUUGCUCCCACUCACGGAUGACUGCACCAGGCUAUUGCUGCUUCGGUUCCUCUGUCUGGUUGAGCGCAGGUUAGGCGAAGAGGAGUUUGGAAUUUUGCUGGCGCUACACGAAUCGUGCGUGAACAACUGCCUGCCGGACAGCUGUGAGGCUAUCGAGGCGCUGCUGCUGCGCGACGUCCACUUCAAUUACGACCGCAGUGCGGUCUUCAGCCAUCGCAGCGAGAAGUUGUUCUUACGCCUUGUCGAGUCUCUAUCAAGGAACAAAAACUCCACGUUGGGGGUGCUCAUAGCCUCCGUAUUUUUGCCUUCCGUCCCCAUCCACGGUUUCACGUUGGUCUUCCAGGUCCGAACUGAUGGUCUCCGCUCCAAAUAUCGCAACAUGCUCAUACCUCAUCCCGCCGUUUUAGGGCGGCAAACCAAGCUCGUUAUAUCGGAUGAGUCCGCUUCAAAGGUACGCAACUUCUACCAGUGCUUCAUGGAGCUAUCACGUUUGGCGUCGUCCAUAGACGCCUCGGAGGCUUUUGUCACAAACCUCAUCAGCAGUCUCUGGAACCACAACCAUCUCUUCGAAGACGUUGCGGGAAUCGUUCGGUUCCUGUGUCAAGGGGGUGACGUGGCCAGUGUUAAGGCUCGCCUCGAUGGGAAUGGCCAGCAGCUGUUGCUGCACAUAACGCUUGCCAGCUUCGAACAUCUGCUGGCGGAUGCCACUGCCUUCACGGAGCAGCAAUUGGAAGUUGUUGGUACGGUGAUAUCGUACGCACCCGUUUUCUUGCGUCUCUACCGUGCAAGCACCUCGCAUAUGAAGACCGCUCUCCAGCUGCUCGAGCAGGCUACUUCCCUGUUGCAACGCACCGGAUUAUCGCUCGAUGUUUCACUCAUUAAAUCUUUGAGUGAUGUCGUUAAGUAUCUCGUGGACAACGAAAAUGGCUGCGAGCAUACGAUAGAUUCCUUACGACUUGCUGUGCGCUGUCUGUACAACGUGUACGGUCAAAGCGAGGAAGCCAAGUUACAUGUGUCCUCGCUGUACAGGAUGGUCUCCAAGCAUCUAUCGUCCGAAUCUGAAACAGGGAUGAACGUUCUACACUGUGCUAUGAACCUUUUGCACUACCUUCCGCUGGAGUUGGAUGUUCCUGAGCUUUUGAUUUCCCUCAUAAUGAAGAAUUUGCAGUCCCAAUCUGCCGACGAGCGUAUGAUAUGGUGCACGAUCGGAUAUGUCCUAUUCGAAGCUGAACUGUACAAAUGCGUGAAGACGUCUCAGCCGUCAGCCGACGGCGCUUUCGGAGAGCUGCGUGACAUGCUGCUGAAGUCGAUUGCCGCUGUGGCGCACAACUCCUGUUCGGACUUUACGAUGUUCGUGUGUUUCCACUCUAUGGCAUCCCUCGUGCAAAUAUCGGCGCUGGCAGGAGGUUUGGAAGAGGUGCCACACGAAGCGGAGCUCGAAAUGUAUAGGAUAUUCCUCCACUUUUUGCAACGGGUUAAGCCGUCGCACAUGCGAAAUUCCAUGGGGUCCCUUGAGGGCGCUGAGAAGGGGUACACGAUUGCUGACGUUUACGUCGCUGGAUAUUGCGAGUCGUAUUUCGUGAUGAACCCUUUGGAGUGCGUGCUUUCCAUGGUGGCGCUGUUCACAAAGGUGCUUUCAGCACGGUUGUACUGCAGCGGGCUAUCGGUGUUGGUUCUAUUACAGGCCAUUUCUUUGUGCCCACCCAUCGCGGCUGCGUCGGGGGUAUAUCUGCGGUUCCUUGCUAAUUUUGAUGACCAGAUUUUGACGUCGUUGCUACUAUUUGCCAUGAUAGGACUCUAUGAAUCCGGCGCCCGUGACUCCGCUUCCGAGCUCAGACACCGUUUUGUGGGCAUCGUAAUGGACAAUAGAGAUAAAGUUCCAGUGGAUCGCAAGAAGCUAAAUAUUGACUCGUUGCUGCUCUCUGGCAUGCGUUAUGCACUCCAGGGACCUAGCAAUUGGGAUUUCAUAACGGAAUUGGUCGAACUGACAAAGACCUUCCGCAGUUACGAUGGGCAAAUCAACAGCACGCUGCUUCACGCGCAGAUAGGAGCCCUGUUGACGCCGCUCGACGUACCGGAAGAGCUGCGCGCAAAAGUCUUCGAAUUCCUACAAGUUGUUGGUUUGGGCGGCGCCAUCACAAUCCGAGCGAUGGCGGGUUGCCAAGACAUUGAGGGCAUCGAUAGGUGCCUCAACAUUAUCCGGCGCAAGUGUUCCCAUGUGGAUUUCGUGUCUUUGACCGGUGGUGCAGUCGCUCGAAAGGAGCGCCACCAGCCGUCGUCAACGUGUAUAGUGACGCGUCAGCGUUCAGUCAAGGCUGUAGACCGCCUGGUGUCAUCGGAGACCCGAGCUACCUCGGCAGGGUCACCCGAGUCGCACCUGGACGUGUCGCCUAUUGUCGUUCGCACUUUCACCAAGUCAAAUGUGCGGGCAUUACCUCCCAGCGUGGGAUUAAUGCGACCACGCUCCACCACCAGCGCCAAGAUCGACAUAGACAAAGUCUCGCAGACCGUGGAGGUCGAACCGGAUGUAUUGACCGAGUCUCCGGAAUUUCACGCCUCCACGGCUACUCCGAUGACGGAACGGAGCUACGGGAUGAGGUCGACGCCCAGUUUCGGGCUGUUGUCGCCUUCCUCGUCGCUUCUAUCGCCACUCCUGUUUCCUUAA